CUGGCUAAGUAUUAUAAGUAUGGAAAUUAGCAGAUGUUCACUAAGAUUUUUAUCUAAAAAAAUGAGUGAUGCUUCUAUUUUCUCUGUUAAAUUCCAAGUGGGCACUCGUAAAGAACUAUAAAUUCUAGCAGUUGCUGUCCAACGAGUAUAGAACGAAAAUUUCUUCUAAAUCGAAAUGAUCGCGAAAAGUUUUACCCUCCUCGCCUGCUUGGCGCUGGUCCAAAGCGAAUUCAUCAGGAUGCCUUUAAAGAGGAUGCAAUCGGCCAGGCAAACCCCAACAGGUUUGGGAUUAAACGGAAAGAGACAAUCUUUACUAGGAAAAUACCAAUCGGGACAGGUUAUUUUGGACAACUACUUUAAUCUUACAUACAGCGCCGAAAUAAGUAUUGGUACGCCGCCCCAAAAAUUCCUCGUUCUCGUUGACACCGGUUCACCGACCCUCUGGGUACCUUCGAUUAAAUGCGGGAAGGAUAACGUCGCCUGUCAAAAACACAACAAGUACGACUCGACCAAAUCUUCAACCUACAAAGCCAACGGUACCGAAUUUAUGGUAAAUUAUGGAACCAGCAGCGUUGUGGGAAUCGUAUCCUCCGAUAAUGUCGAAAUCGGCGGUAUUACAGUCACCGAUCAACUAUUCGCUGAAGUUUUAGUCGAAAACGGUGAUAUAUUCCCUGAUGCAAAAUAUGAUGGUUACCUAGGAUUGUCUUAUGACACAAUUGCAGUCAACAACAUUCCCACUCUCUUUGGGAAUUUAUUCGCUCAACACCCUGACCUCUCGCCAGUCUUUUCUUUAUACUUCAGCAAGAAUGCUGAUGAAAAAUCCGGUGGAGAAAUGACUAUAGGAGGAACGAACCCGCAAUAUUACAAAGGCAAUUUCUCUUACAUCCCCGUGACCAAAAAAGGAUUCUGGGAAAUAAAAAUGGACAAAAUCAACGUUGAAUCUAAAACAGUUUGCGCAGGUUCCUGCAAGACUAUGAUAGACACCAGUGUCGCUUUGAUCGCAGGACCUCUUGAAGAAAUUUUAGACAUUCAAGAUGCUAUUGGAGCAUUCUUUAACGAAAGAUAUUUUGUAUUCACGGUUAAUUGUAAUCGGAAAGAUUCUUUGCCUGAUGUUAACUUCGUUUUGAAUGGCAAAAACUUCACGUUGACGAACGAAGACUACAUAAUUGAGGUGUACGAUAACUUCAUAAAUACUACAGUGUGCAUCCCGGGAUUCAUGUUUUUGGAAGGUGAAAUAGGCGAUGGAAUAACCUGGGUUCUGGGACAACUUUUCCUGGAAAAUUUCUAUACGCUAUUCGAUUUCAAAGAAAACCGCGUAGGUAUCGCCGAACUGAAAUAAUCUGGAUGUUUCAAUAAAGUUUUAUUUUCUAAAUUUUCACUCAAUUUAAUUUAUAUCUAUUCAUCAAUGAAUUUGGUUUCGCCAAAGAAAAAGAACUCGAUAAAACUACAAACAGAAAAAAAUUAAUUAUGUAAGGUACAAAUUUCAACAGACGUGCUUUUAUUUUUAAUUACAUAUACAUUAUAAUAUUGUACCUGCACAAAAUUUAUUAUCCUUUUUGUUAAAAAAUGAUCUUCAUGGUUGUUAAUCAAGCGAAUAAAUAAAAUAUACAAUAAUAAUAAUAAUAAUAAUAAAUAAACGUAUAAACGUAUAAAGAUAAAAUAAAUCGUUAUAUUUGUAUUUUUAAAAUAUUUUUUGGCUAUUAUCAAUAAAUAUAAAUUUAUAAUAAUAUAAAAAAGAACAAUAUACUCUACAGAAUAAUAACUUGUAUGGCAGCUUUUCUUUAUACAAUACAAUAUGACUACUUUUUACCUUACGAGUUUUAGCAUUCGAAAAUCAUAAAGUCGAAUUUAAAAUUAUAGUAUUUAAGUAAUUAUCAUUGAUACAUUUUUUUUGUUUAACUAUGGUAGUACUUAAAACAGUCUAUUUAUGUAAAUUCUCCAUCAGAACCACGAAGCUUUUAUGUAUGUACGAUGAUAGCACUGGAAGGUAGUGCAGGCACGCUUGGGAUAAUACUGACUGUCACUGCCACAUUCAACAAUGUUUUACUUAUCGCUGGUAACCCCAACAAACAACAAUUUAAUGUACAGUUAAUAAUACUAUGAGUUAUUAGUUACGAUACAAGGUAUUUUUAGUUCAUUUAAAGCUCAUUAUAUCUUCCGUUUAGAAACCGUGUCGGGAUUUCUACGUUUUCAUAUUCAUGACCCCACCCCUCACAACAGAAUACAUCGAUUUUUGUCUUCACUUUACCUGUUAUCAACGAAGAAGAUAACUCUUAAUAUUUUUUUUGGAAACAAAGGAACACUACGUGGUCAUUUUUUUUAAAUAUUAAUCGUAGUGAAGGUCUGCAACAGAUCAAGAUUGCAUAUCCUGCGGCCUUCGGUCGGUAGCUACACUCAACAAAUUUACAUAUUCUAUUUUAAGAGUUUGUCGUGCCUGA
This is a messenger RNA of Phyllotreta striolata, 2438 nucleotides long. The record is from the annotation of a GenBank genome assembly. Lineage: Eukaryota; Metazoa; Arthropoda; Insecta; Coleoptera; Chrysomelidae.